Molecule: messenger RNA, 2261 nt
Organism: Pisolithus orientalis
Lineage: Eukaryota; Fungi; Basidiomycota; Agaricomycetes; Boletales; Pisolithaceae
Exons: 10
Coding region: 132-1979 (615 amino acids)
Biological process (GO): poly(A)+ mRNA export from nucleus
Cellular component (GO): nucleus
Molecular function (GO): RNA binding; protein binding
Source: RefSeq, a predicted model, not a curated record
CACUGAAUCCGUCCACAGGCGACCACGACGACGACGACCACCAGCGCCGGCACUCUUUUUUGUUGGACCACCACCACUACGCCACCGCCACUCACAAGACUUGUUCACCUUCGCAUCAUUUCACUAAACAAAUGUCGACGUUCUCGAGUCCGACACCAGCCCCGGGCGGCCGCAAGUUGGCUGCGAGCGCUUUCAAGAGUGCUGGCCUCAUCGACCGCGAUGAACAUAUGCGAGACAUCUCGUCGGAAAAUCCGGGUGGCAGGAAAGGCAUCUCCAAGAUUCGCUCUCACCGUCCACGACCGGUGGAUAUUUUCAGAGACCAACCUGGCCACUCGCGCGCAACCAUGCUGGCCUCGCGAUCACAGCCGGGCGCCUCGAUAGAUGGUAUUCCAAUCCGCGGCGCUGCGAGUGCGAGGAAUUCGACGGUGGGGCGUCUUCGCAGGAACGUACCUGGCAUGGCAUCAGUAUCUGCUGCCGCUGGUGGGAGAGUGGCAACUGUAGCAGUGAAAGCAGUGGAUAUAUGGAGGGAUUUUGUGAAAAGAAGAUGGAACCCGGAAACGAGAUUCCUGAAUCUUGAGUCGAUGUCGGAUGACCCCGAGUUGGGAAAACAUGGCCUACUUCCUCCUGGCGUUCCGGGUUCAAGCAUGAGGGAGGCUUCGGUAAUCUUCAAGCUUGCCUCCCAGCUCAAACCUCUCCCGCAAACUAUUUCUCUCGCAAAUAACAAUAUCGGUUCAGGGCAGCUCCUCUCGACCCUGGCUCACCACCUCCCUAAACUUGCAAACCUCUCCCUCCAGAACAAUGAUCUGAAAGUAUGGCGUGAUAUGGACCAUAUAUCCGGGCGGAAGGGGAAAUUGGAACAUCUUAGGGAGUUAAUCUUGUUGGGUAAUCCACUACGCGAGCUUGAGAUAAAAAAUGGUCGAGGAGACAAAUACAAGAGCGAGGUGACCCGGCGAUUCCCCUCCUUGGUCAUGUUGGACCAGGGGGCCAUCGCGACCAUCGCGUUCGACGCUCCCACCCCUUCAUAUACGACCUCGACGGAAGAGCGGCCGACCGCUACGACAUUCCCGUUCGAGAUGAAACCUUCAUUUAUUACCGGAGUGGACAACGCCGUCAUUAGUAACUUCCUCGUCCGGUUCUUCCCGUUGUUCGACAAUCAACGCGCAACCCUUCUAGACGCAUAUCAUCCCUCCGCAACCUUCUCAUACUCUGUGAACACUACUAUCCCCUCUCGAGCCCGAAUACAAGGGCUCCAUUCGUCUAGAGAAUUUCCUAAUCAGCGCAAGCUAGAUUGGUCUGUCUGGUUGGGCGAUUCACGAAACCUCACCCGACUGGGUCGCAGUGACGGGGCUGAGAAGUCUGUUAACACUUUGCGUGUUGGAUGCGAGGCAGUCAUCCGUGCAAUAACAUCUCUUCCAAAGACAAGACACGACAUAUCGGGCUCCCCUGAUAAGUUCUGCGUCGAUGCCUGGCCAAUAGGAAAAGGCGAUAGUAUGAAGUUGUUUAUUUCGCUUCAUGGACAAUUCAAUGAAGAACCUUCGCAAGGUAUUCGGUCCUUUGACAGGACUUUUGUUCUGGCACCUGCGCCACCGGGUUCACGUGCCAAGUUGAACGGGUGGGAUGUUGUCAUACUUUCCGACCAAUGGACGGUUAGGGCUUAUUCCAGCCACGAAGCGUGGCGGCCUGGCCCGAUGCGGGUGCAAACGGGAGAGAGAUUACCUACUACUGCUCAGCAGCCCCCACAAGCGAUGCCGCAACAGUCGGGGUCAACGAUGAUAGUUCCAUCCCAAGCGCAACUCGAGGAAGCUUUAUCUGGCUUUUCUGAACCGCAGCGCCGUUUGAUUGUGGAGAUAUGCCAGCGGACGGGGCUGAAUGUGAAAUAUGCCGUGGAUUGUUUACAGAAUAACGGGUGGGAUUUGGACAGGGCGGUUGCAAACUUUGAGCAGGUCAAGGGAGCGCUAUCACGGGACGCAUUUUUGUGACGUGCGAUUGCGAAGGAGGUAGCGUGGGCACAAGUUCUCACGGUGAUAGUUGGUUCAACCACGAAUGAAUCAACAGACGGCUAGGAGCGAAAUCAACAACUCGAUCCGACUUUCCAAAGUGCUUGAUCUAUCUAUCUAUCUGCAUUCGGCAGGCUCUCCGUAGUAAUAUUCUUUUUGACAGUGAAUGUACCUUGCAUAUAUCAUUUCUAUGUAUCAUUUCGCAUCCCAACAUCCCAGAACCAUCGCUCGUUCGAGUGCUUGCAAUCAAUUUAUACUUUUCUG